AUGUCUCUUGGGGCAUCUGAUCAUAGAGCUAUUCAGCCUGACAAUGAUGACAUUGAAAGCAGGAUUGAAGCAGAAACGUUAGCCCGGAUGCACAAACAGCUGGAAGAUAGGAGAAGUUUUCUUCAGAGGACAACAAGCCGCAGGAGUUCAGUAUGUAUAUACAGAGUGCCUCCCAGCCUCACAGAAGUCAGCGCUAACACCAUAGCGCCUGAGAUCGUGUCUAUUGGGCCUUACCAUCGUGAUCGAGACACGGUCUUGAAAUUUGAGAACUACAAAUGGAGCUUUCUUGACUAUGUCCUAUCCUUCACCAGGAGGAACGGAAAUGAUCUGGACAAGAUCAUACGAUCCAUGUCAGACUUGGAAAGAAGCGCAGAUGCUACUCUAAUUUCAAGCGCAGACUUUGUUGAGAUGAUGAUACUGGAUAGCUGCUUUAUUCUUGGGUAUAUGUAUUUAUACACGAGCCAAGAAGACGAACCCACUUUCUCUAUUCCAAUUGUCACCAGAGACCUACUAAAGCUUGAGAAUCAAACCCCAUUUUUCAUUCUUGAAAUGAUGUAUGAUCUUAUGAAGACUAUCAAUGGUGAUUCACUAGAAUUACUUGCCUUGAAAUUCUUCAAUCUGAAAUUGCCAAGGAGAGAUGAAGAAAUUCUCAAAUCAACAUACACACCACCAUAUUCAGAUCAGUCAAUCCAAUGCGUGACGCUGCUACAAAGAUCUGGAAUCAAGAUCAGGCGAGUAAAAGCAAACAGCUUCCGGGAAAUAAAUUUCAAGAAAGCCACACUUCAGAUCCCGUCCAUUGCCAUCAAUGACUACACCACCACCCUCUUCAUCAACUGCAUCGCACUGGAACGGUGCACCCCCCAUAUUCGAACACACUUCUCAGCUUAUAUUGCCUUCAUGAGUUGCCUGAUCAAUUCCACCAGAGAUGUCACUCUUCUUGGCCAAGAUGGAAUUAUCACCAGUUUUUCACAGGAUGACCAAGACAUCCUUUUUCUGGUAGGUAUACAAACUGUAAUAGUCAUUUUGAAACACAUAGCGUAG
Ipomoea triloba (trilobed morning glory) is the source of this 1041-nucleotide messenger RNA. RefSeq names its product UPF0481 protein At3g47200-like. The transcript is spliced from 3 exons. Lineage: Eukaryota; Viridiplantae; Streptophyta; Magnoliopsida; Solanales; Convolvulaceae. The coding region runs from base 1 to 1041 and encodes 346 amino acids. The record is from RefSeq and is a predicted model, not a curated record.